AUGGCGUCGUCAUCGAACCCCUUCCGCAAGAGUGCGACGCAGCACCCAGAGAACCGCUUCCCUCCAAUCGACUCUAUAGAUGCCGCCCAGCUGUUCCCGCCUCCGAAAACGAGCUUCCGCGACGAAAACGUGCCUCCCGCUGCGCAGUCUGCGGCCAUUGAUGCGAGCAAGGCAAAGGUCGUCAAGAAGGUCCGCGUUCUGUCACCGCCUCCCCGGUCGCCCGACUCUCCAGAGUGGACGGCUAGCUACUUUGGCUCUGCUGCCCAGACUUAUGCACAGGAGCAGGAUCCCUUCAACAACGUCGACAACGACUGGGACGAUGCUACCGCUACCCCACCUCCUCAGCCGGCUCUUCCGCAGGGGCGGCAGCCGUUGACGACGGCGGACAUGCAGAGGCCGGUGCAGACGGUCGCCAAUCCAUUCAGCAAGAAGAAGACGCAGGACGCUGAGAAUCAUACGGAGCUAAAGGAGGAUGUACGAAAGGAGGGCGAGGUGUUGAAGGCGGCGCAGUCUGCGAGGCGGUCCCUGAAUGUGGAUUCAUUCAAACGACUGCUGAUGACGGGAGCAACGAGCCCACCCAGCUCUCCGCUUCCAACAGACUCUUUCGACAAUAACCAGGCGGAUCCCCCCAAGCCUGCGCAAGAGGCUUCAGCUGCCACCCCUAUCAACAAGGAGAAAAAAGCUCCUCCACCUCCUCCGAGCUCCCGGCACGGCAAGGUGAUCAAACCCGGGCAGAGUGUCACUAGCACCGAGAGCACUGUCACUAGCCCGAGAGAAAAACCAGCCGAGCCAGCGGUAUCUCAAAAUGAACCACUACCCCGGCCUGUGUUGUCUCGAGAAAGCUCGGCUAGCAGUAGCUCCUCAGUAGAGGAUGUGCCUGUUGAGAUGGAUACUCAUCCUCCCGCACUUACAGCUAGCCCGGAUCAAAUAGAUACUUCUAUAUCACCACCCAACAAUGCCAAGAAGCCUGUACCAGCCCCGCCACCGAGAAGGCAACCUCGAGUCGAGGUGAAGACA
Molecule: messenger RNA, 1017 nt
Organism: Trichoderma virens Gv29-8
Lineage: Eukaryota; Fungi; Ascomycota; Sordariomycetes; Hypocreales; Hypocreaceae
Exons: 1
Source: RefSeq, a predicted model, not a curated record